AAUAAUAAUAAUAAUAAUAAUAAUAAUAAUAAUAAUAAUAAUAAUAAUAAUAAUAAUAAUAAUAAUAAUAAUAAUAAUAAUAAUAAUAAUAAUAAUAAUAAUAAUAAUAAUAAUAAUAAUAAUAAUAAUAAUAAUAAUAAUAAUAAUAAUAAUAAUAAUAAUAAUAAUAAUAAUAAUAAUAAUAAUAAUAAUAAUAAUAAUAAUAAUAAUAAUAAUAAUAAUAAUAAUAAUAAUAAUAAUAAUAAUAAUAAUAAUAAUAAUAAUAAUAAUAAUAAUAAUAAUAAUAAUAAUAAUAAUAAUAAUAAUAAUAAUAAUAAUAAUAAUAAUAAUAAUAAUAAUAAUAAUAAUAAUAAUAAUAAUAAUAAUAAUAAUAAUAAUAAUAAUAAUAAUAAUAAUAAUAAUAAUAAUAAUAAUAAUAAUAAUAAUAAUAAUAAUAAUAAUAAUAAUAAUAAUAAUAAUAAUAAUAAUAAUAAUAAUAAUAAUAAUAAUAAUAAUAAUAAUAAUAAUAAUAAUAAUAAUAAUAAUAAUAAUAAUAAUAAUAAUAAUAAUAAUAAUAAUAAUAAUAAUAAUAAUAAUAAUAAUAAUAAUAAUAAUAAUAAUAAUAAUAAUAAUAAUAAUAAUAAUAAUAAUAAUAAUAAUAAUAAUAAUAAUAAUAAUAAUAAUAAUAAUAAUAAUAAUAAUAAUAAUAAUAAUAAUAAUAAUAAUAAUAAUAAUAAUAAUAAUAAUAAUAAUAAUAAUAAUAAUAAUAAUAAUAAUAAUAAUAAUAAUAAUAAUAAUAAUAAUAAUAAUAAUAAUAAUAAUAAUAAUAAUAAUAAUAAUAAUAAUAAUAAUAAUAAUGUCUGGUUUUCGAAUAGACGAGCAAAGUGGCGCCGUGAGGAAAAGCUACGAUCCCAGAAGCGGCUGAUCAACCAGGUGGGCGGCUCCAACGGGUCCCAGUCCGGGAUGCCAUCGUCCAUUUGUUCACCAUCGGCUACCAAGAUCUACAACUCUGAGUACGACAAUCCGUACGCGGCGGCGGCAGCCGUCUCGCAACCCACGUCCGAUUGCUACAGCUCCAUCUCCAACUCGGUCGGGCUCAUGUCAGCCGGGCAGCCGCCCCGUGACAACUACCAGUAUUUGCUAUCGGAUUCGCUGCACUCCCUGAGUAUGCCUUACUCCUUUCAUCACCGGCUACCGUGCAGUUCUCCGUCGAGCGUUCAACCGAUGGAUCUCAACACUCAUUCGGCCGCUUCGGCAGCUGCUGCAGCUGCGGCGGCUUCCGCCUACAGCCAAUCGAUAAGCAUGACUGACCUGUCCCAGAUGACACCGCCGAGUGCGGCGGCGGCAGCCGUUGCAGCAGGACUGCCGCCACCACCACGACAUCUCCCGAUCAUCACCAGCUCCCUAGCGUCCAACGCCCCAUCCUUAAGUCAGCCGCUGCCGUUGACCCACCAUCUGCACCACCAGCACCAUCACCAUCACCACCAGCACCAACACCAACACCAGCAACAGCAGCAGCAGCAACCACCACCACAUUCCCAUCAGCAGUCCCUGCAUCAACCGCAGCUACCGGCUCCUCCGGCGGCUCAUCAGCCGCUGACGCCGCUGGAGCUGUCAACGACCGCGGCGGCUGCGGCGGCUGCAGCUCACCAGCAACAGCCGCCGUCGGCCAACGAAAUGGAAGGGUGA
Messenger RNA from Uranotaenia lowii, 1668 nucleotides. RefSeq names its product probable serine/threonine-protein kinase clkA. The annotation marks the transcript as partial. Gene Ontology annotation, molecular function: DNA binding. The transcript has 3 exons. The record is from RefSeq and is a predicted model, not a curated record. Lineage: Eukaryota; Metazoa; Arthropoda; Insecta; Diptera; Culicidae.